CCAGACAAGACCAAGACAACAUAACGAUCGCUUGGGAUUUUUCAUUCACUUUCUGGUAAUCAAAGCGAACAGACGCUCUACGCUCCACGAUCAACGCUCCAGCUUUAGAGCUUCUUAGAGCUACAUAUUUGUAUACCUACUAGCUUAAGCUGGGUAGAUCUCUUUCGGGUUCCAAAAGUGCGCUCUUAGAGGUAAAACAUACUAGGUGCUUUCAUUUUCAUCUAUAUCCGCCGCAUUUCAACAAAUCAAACAUAACUAAAAACUGUAUAAACUGUCAAGAGCGCCAUUGGUGAAGUUAACCCUAAGUGACAUUGUUAUUUUUAUUUUAGAUGUAUAAAGUAAAUCGUAUUGGAAUUCAUUUAAUCAUUCCUCGUGUGAUCGUCUGUUCCGUUGCGUCUUGUUGUCGCAUCGUCGCUGUCGUGUCUUUUGUGUGCUGGCUCACCUGUUAACCGGGAAAGGCUAAAUAAAUUAAAAUAAGGAAUUAUAACUGUCGAAAUGUCGCUUAAAAAUAUUAUUUAAAUAAUUUAUUUUUUGUUUCUUACUUGUUUGUUUUCUUUGUAUUAUUAAGUUUCGUUUCGAUCACUCAAAAUUAAAAGUGUUAAGUUUUAAAAAGGGUUUAAAAGCUUAUUUACUUUAAAAACGCUUAUUGAAACCAAAAUAUCCCAUUUUACAGUUAAAAAUCUUGUUAAAUGUUUAAAAGUUGUUUAUGAAAUUGGGCAUCAGAGACUUAAAUAAAAUAAUUAAAAAUACAAAAUGCGUUCACCACAUGGUGUUCUGUUUUCUAAAUUUUAGUGACUUUGAUUGUUUUGUGUUGUAGCCGCGCUUCUUCAAAUUUAAUAAAAAAAGUAAAAUCGAAGACUUUACAAAAUUGCAGUGAUAUUUAAAAAUUUAAUAGUAUGGGAGAACAACCAGCAUGGGGAGUAAAAAUAUCGAAUUGUUUCAUAAUACCCCAGCGGGUAAUUUUAUCUAUUAUGGGCUUCUUAGCAAUUCUAAAUGCAUACACGAUGCGAAUUUCUCUCUCAGUAGCCAUCACCCAAUUGGUUGUUGCCAAAAAUCACACAGGUUCCAAUCAUAAUGAGGGUGUUUGUCUGCCUGAUCCACUUGAACCAGGCGAAGAAGUCGUUCCUCAUGGUGGUGAAUAUAAUUGGUCAGAAUCACAUCAGGGAUUAAUUUUGUCCUCAUUCUACUGGGGUUAUAUAAUAACUCAUAUUCCCGGUGGAAUAUUGGCUGAAAAAUUCGGUGGAAAAUGGACUCUAUGUUUGGGAAUUCUAUCGACAUCUGUUUUCACUUUACUCACUCCAUUGGCUAUACGUCUGGGAGGAUCAUAUGCUUUAAUUGUUGUUCGUGUUUUGAUGGGUUUGGGUGAAGGAACUACAUUCCCGGCCUUGAGUGUACUCAUUUCAUCAUGGGUGCCACUAAAAGAGAGGAGCAAAUUGGGAGCUUUAGUGUUGGGUGGUGGACAAGUUGGUACCAUUUUGGGUAAUUCGAUAUCUGGAUUGUUGUUGGACGCAUAUGAAUGGGAUUAUACAUUCUACUUCUUUGGUUUAAUGGGAGUUAUUUGGUUCUUAAUUUUUACUGUUCUUUGCUACAGUGACCCUGGAUCUCAUCCUUUCAUCAAGCAAUCCGAAAAGGAAUAUCUCAUCCGAGAAAUGGGUUCAAUUGAUCGUAAAACUGACCUACCACCUACACCAUGGAGGAAAAUACUUACCAAUGCUCCAAUGAUUGCAUUGAUCUUCGCACAAAUUGGUCACGAUUGGGGCUUCUACAUUAUGGUCACCGAUUUGCCCAAGUACAUGGCUGAUGUCAUGCAGUUUUCUAUUAAACAAAACGGAAUCUACUCAUCACUGCCAUAUCUGAUGAUGUGGAUUGUAUCGCUUCUUUCUGGAGUAUUUUCGGAUUGGUUGAUAACAAAGGACAUCAUUCGCAUCACAAAAUCGAGGAAGAUGUUUACCUCAAUUGCUGCAAUUGGGCCAGCAAUAUUUAUUGUGGCUGCCUCGUACGCUGGUUGUAAUAGACUCGCAGUUGUGGUGUGCUUUACAAUUGCCAUGGGUCUCAUGGGUACCUUUUAUGCUGGCAUGAAGUUGAACCCUCUCGACUUGAGUCCCAAUUACUCAGGAACUUUGAUGGCCAUUACGAAUGGAAUUGGUUCUAUAACUGGAAUUAUAACACCAUAUCUUGUAGGAGUAAUGACACCCAAUGCAACACUUCUUGAAUGGCGUCUAGUAUUCUGGGUGGCAUUUGCUGUAUUAGUAUCAACUUCGAUUGUCUAUAUGAUAUGGGCUUCAGGUGAAAUUCAAGACUUCAAUGAUUAUCGACCAGAAAAAGAAAUCGAAGCCGAACAAGGUGGUCGAAAAAAGAGCACCAAAUAAUAAUUUAAAACAUAAAAUUAUUUCAAUAAAAGCUCAUUAUCUUUAGUCUUCUCUUUUCCAGUUUAUUUGUAGGGUUCUUAUGAAUAAACAAAAAGAAAUUUGUAGCCUUAAAAUAAUUCAUAGUAAAACCACAGGUUGGAACUUAAAAAAAAACACACACAAUUAAGUAUAAAACAAAUUUAAAGCUUUCGGCUGCAAUAUGCUUAUGCAUAUUUAUAUUAUUUAAAUUACUGUAUUAAAAUACCUUAUUGCAUAAAUUUUUGUUAUUAUUUUUUAUUAUUAUAUUAACUUUGUUACAAAGUGUGUAGAGUUUUAGUAUUUGAUUACCUUCAGACUUUAACAAUAAGAUAUUAUUUAACUAAACAAAAAAAACAUAAAUUGUAAAUAUAAUGCUUGCCUUCUCAUGUUAUUAAGUAAAUAAAGAGAUUAGUUAAAAAAAAAUAAACAACACACCAAAAGUAAUGUACUACAUUUAAAAAAAAAAAAUUGUUCACUUUUGUAAAAUAUAUUCUAAUUUUGUUAAACCUUAGAAAAUAACCGAUUUUAGUUAACUAAUAGGAAGAAACAAAACAAACAAAAGAAUAUCGUUAUUGAUGUUCUACAGUAUGAGUAUUUCGCAAUUAAUAUAUUUGUUUAUAAAAUGCAUGCUAAGUAAAACGACAAAAAUACAUAAAUAAAUAAAAUUGAUUUAAUACUGCAAA
This is a messenger RNA of Eupeodes corollae, 3070 nucleotides long. Its product is annotated as putative inorganic phosphate cotransporter. Lineage: Eukaryota; Metazoa; Arthropoda; Insecta; Diptera; Syrphidae. Gene Ontology annotation, biological process: monoatomic anion transport; transmembrane transport. The transcript has 6 exons. The coding region runs from base 897 to 2369 and encodes 490 amino acids. Gene Ontology annotation, molecular function: transmembrane transporter activity. The record is from RefSeq and is a predicted model, not a curated record.